Bradysia coprophila is the source of this 2939-nucleotide messenger RNA. RefSeq names its product Caseinolytic protease chaperone subunit (gene ClpX). Gene Ontology annotation, biological process: protein folding. Gene Ontology annotation, cellular component: mitochondrial matrix. The record is from RefSeq and is a predicted model, not a curated record. Lineage: Eukaryota; Metazoa; Arthropoda; Insecta; Diptera; Sciaridae. Gene Ontology annotation, molecular function: protein dimerization activity; ATP hydrolysis activity; ATP-dependent protein folding chaperone.
UUUUGACACUUCUCCGUGUGUUCGACAUCAUUUAUUUACGCAAAAAAUAUUCUAGAUCCAUUGCUGCAAAUAAUAACUGUGAAAUAGUUCCUGAUUAUCAUUGAACGGUUCUCAUAAUUUACAUUUACAUUCGUAGAUUGUAAUUUAUGAAAUUUGAACUUUUCGUCGAUAUUUUUCUUAUCAAUUUUUCCACUAUAUGUGUAAAGUAAAGCAUAUCAGUUUGUGUGUGUUAGUGUGUCUUUGACAGCUACAAAAAUUAGUGUGUCGGUCGGAAAUCUUUGCGAAGAACUUUUCAGAUUAAAAUUAAAAGUUAAAAAAGGAAAUAUUCAGAUGGUUUAGUCGGUUAACUUUUCGUGAACAAUAUUGAAAAUUUUAAAAAGUUGUUACCGCAAAAUUACUAACGUCAUAACGAACCUUGAAACAAGUCCGUAAAAGAACUGAAAAAAAGUUCAUGAAAUUUUCUGUAAAUUUGUAUUUACAAUUCGAUCGUUCAUUGGUUUUGCGUACCUGUAUGUGCACUUUAUAAGUCACAACCGUCACAACCACAGAGAUAGAAGGCAAUCGAAAAAAUAAUCGUCUCAUAUACACGCGCGACUGAAAAAUUAAAAUAAAAAACAAAUAUCAUUCAUUCGGUUCAUAAUCUCCGCGGUGACUGUUUCAUUUGCUUGGCUGAUGCAAGAAGAAUUAAAACCAAACGGCAACCGAAACGUUCGAUUAACAUCUUCUUCAAUUUUUGUGUGCAUUUAGAAUUGAUUUAGAAAACGACGUCAAAAAUAAUAGUAAACAAAUCGGCAGUUCAAGGCAACAACGAAAUUAUAAAAAAUGCGAGGUGUUCGAAACAGUUUAAACAUUGGACGAUUGGCCAUAAAUCCCAGCAAAGGAUCAAACAUUAGAAAUGGUUACUUACGUGCCACAACAUGUCACAAUUACAAUCAAGAUCCAUCAAACUGUCGGUCCUUCCACAUCACCCAUGUCUGUGACAAAUCGAAAGACACAACCACAACACCAACAUCUGGUAACGGUGGCAAAGAACCACCAAACAAAAACAAAAAUACGCUGUCCUGUCCCAAAUGCGGAGACCCUUGCACCCAUGUCGAGACGUUCGUUAGUUCAACUAGAUUUGUUAAAUGUGAAAAGUGUCAUCACUUUUUCGUUGUGUUGAGUGAAGUGGACACAAAGAAAACGAUAAAAGAGGAAUCCAAAAAUCAACGAAAACAACCACCACCGCCAAAGAAAAUCAUGGAAUAUUUGGACACCCAUGUGAUCGGACAGGAAUUAGCAAAGAAAGUUUUAUCGGUGGCUGUGUACAAUCACUACAAAAGGAUAUAUCACAAUACGCCGUCACAAUCUCAGACAGCGCAACAGGUCGAAACGGGAAGUCGAGGCGAUUUGUUGCACAUUUCCGGAAUCGGUCAUACAAUGAUGAGUUCUCAUCCGUCCGAAGUGCCAAGAGCACCGGCCUCUGCACAGCAACCAACAUUCGGUUCGGAAUUGUUAGACAAGAAGACGCAUGAAUUAAAAUUGGAGAAAAGUAACCUUUUGAUGCUCGGUCCGACGGGAUCUGGUAAAACACUUUUAGCCCAAACGAUAGCUAAAUGCUUGGAUGUUCCUUUUGCCAUUUGUGAUUGUACAACAUUAACCCAGGCUGGUUAUGUCGGUGAAGACAUUGAGAGCGUUAUUACGAAGCUAUUACAAGAUGCCAAUUACAACGUUGAACGGGCUCAAUUAGGAAUUGUCUUUCUGGACGAGGUUGACAAAAUUGGCGCUGUUCCGGGUAUUCAUCAACUAAGGGAUGUGGGCGGCGAAGGUGUACAACAAGGUAUGCUGAAAAUGCUGGAAGGUACAAUCGUCAAUGUGCCCGAACGAAAUUCGCCGAGAAAAUUACGGGGUGAAACUGUUCAAGUGGACACAACGAAUAUUCUUUUCGUAGCAUCGGGAGCGUACACAGGUUUAGACAGAUUGAUCGCAAGGCGACUAAAUGAGAAGUAUCUCGGUUUCGGAAUUCCAUCCAAUUCAAAUGAGGGACGACGAGCUGCACAAGCUACUGCAGCACCAAUGGAAAACGAUCAAGAAGAGAGGGAUGCCAGUCUGCGUAAAGUGCAGGCUCGAGAUUUAGUCGAAUUCGGAAUGAUUCCGGAAUUUGUUGGUCGAUUUCCAGUUCUUGUGCCGUUCCACAGUCUUGACGUAAGCAUGUUAGUUCGCAUUUUAACGGAACCGAAAAAUGCUCUAGUGCCACAAUAUAAAGCGCUACUAGGUAUGGACAAAGUCGAUCUAACAUUUACCGACGAAGCGCUUUCUGCAAUUGCUCAGUUGGCCAUGGAACGACAAACGGGUGCUCGUGGAUUGCGAGCAAUUUUGGAAACUUUGUUGCUGGACGCUAUGUUUGAAGUUCCUGGGUCAGAUGUGAAAACUGUUCACAUAACCGAAGACUGUGUUAAGGGUUUGUGUUCUCCGGAAUAUAUUCGACACUCGACUGAUUCGACGACAACUACAACCACAGACGAUGAGGAGAGUACACAAGUUCGUGUAACACAAUAAUAAUUAAUUAAUUAUUUUUUUGUUAAGAAAAUAUAAAAUCGUUCGUUGGCUUAGCCGCAAUUUAGAUGGCCGAACUUAUUCGUUUAAGAUUUUUAAUUUCUUUUUCUUUUCGUUUUUUUUAUUUAAAGUUUUUUUUUCGUCAUUAGCAAUGAAUUAAGAAAUUUGCACAGCAGCAAUGCUCCCGUGAGUGCGUUUCUAUUAAUUCCGAUGGAUUGCUUAAAGAUCUAUAUGAAGUAGAGUGCAUAAAGGUGACGUAGAUUAAGUGACUGAUGUACAAUGAGUCCUUAAACAUACUGAAGAGCUGUGCAUAUUUUCUCCUCCUUUUAUUUCUAACGAUAGUAAAUUUUAGUUUGUAAGAUGAAAACAAUUUUUUCUUCGUCAAAUAAUAAAAGAAAAACAAA